ACAACUGCCCACCAUGGCAACAACCGUGUUCAGCGGCUACUCAAUAAUUCAAAGCAGUAGAUGUCAGCCUGAGGUGGAUAACAGCGCGAAGCAGGCGAAGGAAAAACCAUCCACAGCAACGCGGCACCGCGCAGUAGGUAAUGAGCUGCAAAGCGUGAAACAACAACCGUCCCAGCGACAGCAGGAGCCAUCCCGUGUGACGGACCGCGCCGAAGCAAACCCAGUGCGGACAGUACAGACGACACAGGCAGGAGCCAUCGGUGACACCAGUAGCAGCAGCCGGACGACCACACCAACCAACAGCAGCACCACCAUGAGCGCAUCAUCGUUCAACCGCGACCGUCUUGGGCAGUGGCCCGCCGAAACCGACGGCGAAAUUGCGGGCUCAAUCGCUGGCUUCGAUCGACUCCGGAAUGGAAAGUUCAAUAAGGGUCUGUCCUUCAGCAUCGAGGAGCGACAGGUGCUGGGCAUCCACGGGCUGAUGCCGGCGGUCGUCCGCACGGAGGAGGACCAGGUGCAGCACUCGCUGGAGCUGCUGAAGCACUACAACGAUCCGCUGAACAAGUACAUCUACCUGAUGGGGCUGCUCGAUCGGAACGAGCGUUUGUUCUACCGCGUGCUGGCGUCCAACAUCGGCGAUAUGAUGCCGCUCGUCUACACGCCGACAGUUGGGCUUGCGUGCCAGAAGUACAGCCUGAUCUACCAGCAGCCGAAGGGCAUGUACAUCACGAUCAACGACAAGGGUCACGUGUACGAGGUGUUGAAAAAUUGGCCAGAAACGGAUGUGCGCGCGAUCGUGGUGACGGACGGCGAGCGCAUACUCGGGCUCGGUGAUCUCGGCGCGAACGGGAUGGGCAUACCGGUGGGUAAGCUCGCACUCUACACCGCGCUCGCCGGCAUCAAGCCGAGCCAGUGCCUGCCGGUAACGCUGGACGUCGGUACGAACACGCAGAGCAUCCUGGACGAUCCGCUGUACGUGGGGCUGCGGCAUCGCCGCGUCACCGGUUCGGCGUACGACGAGUUCGUGCAGGAGUUUAUGGAGGCGGCCGUCCGCCGGUUUGGCCGCAACUGUCUGAUCCAGUUCGAGGACUUUGCCAACUCGAACGCGUUCCGGUUUUUGGACAAGUAUCGGCACGAUUACUGCACGUUCAACGAUGACAUCCAGGGUACGGCGUCGGUAGCGGUCGCUGGGCUGCUCGCAUCGUUGCGCAUCACGCGCACCAAGCUGGCAGAGAACCGGGUACUGUUCCAGGGCGCCGGUGAGGCUGCGCUCGGCAUUGCCGAACUGUGCGUGAUGGCGAUGAAGCGGGACGGGCUGAGCGAGGAGGAGGCACGCCAGCGCAUCUGGCUCGUCGACAGCAAGGGACUGAUCGUGAAGGACCGCCCGUCCGGUGGUAUCAGUGGCCACAAGCAUCACUUCGCCCACGAGCAUGCACCGGUCGGUACGCUGCUCGAGGCGGUCCGGGAGCUGAAACCGACCAUCCUGAUCGGUGCGGCCGCCAUUGCGGGCGCAUUCACACCGGAGGUGUUGCGCACGAUGGCAGCAAACAACGAGCGGCCCGUCAUCUUCGCCCUCUCGAACCCGACCAGCAAAGCGGAAUGUACGGCAGAGCAAGCGUACGAGCAUACGGACGGGCGGGCCGUGUUUGCGUCCGGCUCGCCGUUCGCACCGGUUACGCUCGGCGACCGAACGUUCUACCCCGGUCAGGGCAACAACUCGUACAUCUUUCCGGGCGUAGCGCUCGGCGUGCUGUGCGCCGGUGCGUCCACCAUCCCGGAGGAGAUAUUCCUGCUGUCCGCGCAGCGGCUGGCCGAAAUCGUCACGGACGACGAUCUGAACCGGGGCAGCCUGUAUCCGCCGCUGGAAAACAUCAAGGACUGCUCGAUCAAGAUCGCCACGCACAUCAUGGACUACGCGUACGCGGAAGGGUUGGCCUGCACGAAACCGGAACCGGACGACAAGGAAGCGUUCGUGCGCGCCCAGAUGUACGACGCCACCUACAAAUCGGCCGUCCCGUCGGUCUACACCUGGCCGAAGCUGUAAGGUCCCGUUUCUGUGC
Anopheles maculipalpis is the source of this 2060-nucleotide messenger RNA. It is a transcript of the gene Men, whose product is annotated as NADP-dependent malic enzyme. Gene Ontology annotation, molecular function: malate dehydrogenase (decarboxylating) (NAD+) activity; malate dehydrogenase (decarboxylating) (NADP+) activity; NAD binding. Gene Ontology annotation, biological process: pyruvate metabolic process; malate metabolic process. The record is from RefSeq and is a predicted model, not a curated record. Gene Ontology annotation, cellular component: mitochondrion. The transcript has 3 exons. NCBI's taxonomy places the organism in Eukaryota, Metazoa, Arthropoda, Insecta, Diptera, Culicidae. Bases 14 to 2044 code for a protein of 676 amino acids.